This is a messenger RNA of Aegilops tauschii subsp. strangulata, 699 nucleotides long. Lineage: Eukaryota; Viridiplantae; Streptophyta; Magnoliopsida; Poales; Poaceae. The record is from RefSeq and is a predicted model, not a curated record.
AUGGCCUUCCAGAGCAGGAAAUUUCCCCUCGUGAGCUUCUCUUGGGGCGGCGAUCCGAGAAAAGAAUUGCUGGAGGUGGAGGAUGGGGCGAAGCCGACCGAGGCAAGGCCGAGUGCGCCCAGCCGCACCACCUCGCCGCCGACAACGACGGAUAAGGCCCCCGCGCCUUCCCGCCUCCUCGAUCCCCGCCUCCACUCACCUCGCUCCUCUGUCGCCCCACUCCCCUCUGGGCUCUCCCCAGAUCCCCUUUCCCUCCACCUCCACGACGCGCUCGUCGCCGACCACUUCACCCCGCCGCGACCACCGCCGUCCCCGCACCUCGUUGACACGUCUACGAGGUCCACCGUCGCCCUCUCCAUCGGUUGGUGCCGCGCGUUGGAGCUCCUCAGCUCUGCAUCGCGAGAUCGCCGUUGUCUUCUUCCUCUUCGAUCGCCGGCGUCGUCGUCGAUUCCGACGAAGCCUGCAACUCCUAAGCCUCCCACCGGCCUCUGUGUGCCUCUGUGUUUCUUCCCCCUCUUCUCUCCGGUAGACCCCGAGACCGCUGAUGAUGCCAUUGUGAUCAACUACGUCGACGACGAUCCUUCUCCCCUUUCAGCAGAGCUUCCAGGCAACGAACAAUUGCCUACCCACUUGAAGCUUCUUAUUGCACCUUCUUAUCUUGCUCUCAAUGACUUUCUUGAAAUUCAACUCGAGAGAUAG